AUGGUAUUCAGCUGGCUGGACACUUCGACCUACAAUAGUAUCAACAAGACUCCGGGGGGCGCCAUACCUAUGGACUGGAAAUAUCCAGAGGAUGCAUCAGCGGCAGAGAAGCGGGAGUAUGUGCUCAAAGAGCUUCAGUUUGUUGCGAACAUGCUCAAGUCAUAUGCACACAAUAAGAGCGUUGCGCUCCAAGGGAAGCCCAUUCCGCGUCGCGAAACCUUUGGUGUAGAAUACGCUUCCCUAACUAGGAACUUGGUCACUCUGAUGUAUGGGAUGAUUAUACCAGAAGAAGGAAAGCCUGAGCCGCGGAUGUACAUUCACGAUUGUCUAAGCAUAAUUGAUGCAGACAAGGGGGAAGAUCACGUUCCGGUGGAGACUCUCGAUUGCCUGCGCGCGCUCAAGACGGCUUUUGAGAAAAGGAACCAGCCUGAGUAUGUUGCGGGAAUUGACAACCUCAUACGGGAUUCGAAGGGCGUGCUGCAAAGAAUAAGGAAGCCAGGAGUGGUCGAAAUACAAUUGAGGGGUGAAACAAAGGAAGACAAGUCGUUGGAGACCAUCGCGCUUUGUUACAGGCAGCCGAUAUUCAGCAGAAUCAAGAUGUAUUGGCGGAAAGUCACAGGUAUCGGCCACGGCAAGGACUGGGGCGCGCCAACCGCGUACCCCAAGAAUGGGACUGCCUGGGGAAAAGCAUUGAACCCAUCAGCCAACAACAACGACACCAACAACGACACCAACAACGACACCAACAACGACACCAACAACGACAAGGAUUCGCCUGCUACACCUGCAAAGGGCUUGAACGCCGCGGCUCCGUCUUUCACUCCGGGUGGAGGAACUGCGAAGAAGUAG
Molecule: messenger RNA, 849 nt
Organism: Alternaria arbusti
Lineage: Eukaryota; Fungi; Ascomycota; Dothideomycetes; Pleosporales; Pleosporaceae
Exons: 2
Coding region: 1-849 (282 amino acids)
Source: RefSeq, a predicted model, not a curated record